UGUAUUUUGCGCCGAUAUUCAAUAAUAAGUGGACACGUUUUCAAAAGUCUUCUUACUGGCAAUCUGCAAAAUAAUCAGAAUUAGCAAAUACCAACAAUAUUAUAUAUCCUGAUGGCUUGACCAUAUUUUAAUAUUAAGAAUGAGAGUUGACUAUUACGUUAUAUUCGUGUUCCUUGGUUGUGUACUUGGUGAAGAUUUUUACGAUAUUCUUGGAAUUGCUAGAAACGCCGACAAUAAGGAGAUAAGAAGGGCCUUCAAGAAACUUGCAUUGAAGCAUCAUCCUGAUAAAAACAAGGAAGAUGUCAAUGCUCAUGAAAAGUUUAUGAAAAUCAACAGAGCGUACGAGGUGUUGAAAGAUAAGGAUUUGAGGAAGAAGUAUGAUUUGUAUGGAGAAGAUGGCCUUAAAGAUGACCAUUUUGGUGAAGGGGAUUAUCAAAGUUGGCAAUAUUUCAAUGAAGAAUUUGGAAUCUAUGAUGAAGAUCCAGAAAUCGUAACUUUAGGAUACUCAGAUUUUGAAUCAUCUGUGCUCAAUUCGCAUGAAGACAUUUGGUUCAUUAACUUCUACUCGCCUUAUUGUUCACAUUGUCAUGAUCUUGCCCCAACUUGGCGUGAGGUUGCUAAGGAACUUGAAGGUGUUGUCAGGAUUGGUGCUGUGAACUGUCAAGAAGACUGGGGCUUAUGUAAUGAUCAAGGUGUCCAUGGUUAUCCCUCUCUAGUCCUCUAUCCAGGGGGUGAAUUUUACUCCGGCAGUCGCACCACUGACAGCAUUGUGAAGUAUAUCUUAGAGAAUUUGGAUGCAGUUGUUGUACAUCUCCGUUAUGAUUUAUUUGAUGCUGAGAUCGAAGCCUCUCAUCUUCCUUGGUUGAUCUCGUUUUGUGAUGAAAAUUAUGAAACAGAUUGUAUCUCGCACGAAACGCAGAUCAAAGUCUCGGCAGUACUCAAAUACAUGGUGACUGUGGGCUCAAUUGAUUGCGCUCAAGAGGCAGCAUUGUGUAAGACACUGGGACAAAGAUCUGGUCUUGUUUUCUAUCCUACAUACAACGUCACUUCAGAGAGCGCAAAAGUGAUCAACGAGUUUCAUAGUGAAGAUAUAAUUAAAGCUGUUCUCAGGCUACUCCCCUCUCUUAUUUCCGUGGACGAAGAUUCGUUCAAGACGGUUGGCGUUGAUUCAGAGUCGUGGUUGAUUCAUUUUGCUAUGGGGGAGGUUCAAGAGUUGGAGAUGAAAAAAUUACCGUCGCUGUUACCAGAGUUUCAAGUGGGUCAUGUUGAUUGCGUACAGCUUCCAAAUUUAUGUAAGACCCAUCAUGUUCAUAAGUAUCCAUCGGUUGCUCUCUUCAAGCCAAAUGGCGCGUACGAGUGGCAUCAUGGACGUUACACUGCUCAAGAUAUUGCAGUUUUUGCUCGAGAGACAUCUGCUUCUAAAGUACAUACCUUGGGCCCGGAGAGUUUUCCAAAUCCGGUCACAUCUGGCCAAGAAAACUGGUUCGUUGACUUCUUUGCACCGUGGUGUCCGCCAUGUAUGAGAUUACUUCCUGAAUGGCGAAAAGCCUCUAAAUUGUACAACGAUAAGAACGAUGAAGUUAAAUUUGGCACAGUUGAUUGUACAGUUCAUGCAUCAUUAUGUCAAAAGUACAACAUUCGUUCAUAUCCAUCUACUGUCUUCUAUAACAACUCCAUCCCACACUCGUUCCGUGGAGAACAUUCUGCCGAUAAUCUUAUCGAGUUUAUCGAGAAUACUCUACAUCCUUCCUCUAAAAUACUCACUCCCGAAUCAUUUGACACAUUGGUGGGCGGAAAGGCUCAGGGUGAAACAUGGCUUGUUGAUUUCUUCGCUCCUUGGUGUUCCCAUUGUCAAGACUUGGUGCCUGUGUGGAAUAAACUUGCUAAGAAACUAAAAGGGGAAGUACACGUUGCCACGAUCGAUUGUCAAGAAUACAACAAUUUCUGUUCGCGUCAGGGAAUUCGCUCAUUCCCGACGAUAAGAUUAUACCCGCAUACAUCACAGGGCAUACGAAGAUCGCUACACUAUCAAGGCUGGCAUGAUCUUGACUCGUUGUAUUCCUGGGUCUUUCAAUAUCUACCUUCGAUUGUUACCAAUCUCGAUUCCUUUACUUUCGAUGAAAAAAUGUUGGGUUCAAGUUCUCCGUGGAUUGUUGAUUUCUAUGCCCCGUGGUGCGGUCAUUGCAUUCACUUUGCGCCCCACUUUGAGAAGUUGGCUAAGAGAUUAGAAGGAAAGGUUGAACUCGGUAAAGUGAACUGCGAUGACCAUUAUGAUCUCUGUGUUCAAGCUGGAGUGAGAGCAUAUCCCACAGUCAUCUUCUAUCGUGGUCUCCAGGACGGACGGACUCAGCCCAGUCGAGGUUAUCAUACGUUUCGAACUCAAGAUAUUGAUGAAAUGUACGAAACCACAAUGUCCCUGUUGAAAAAAUCGCGGAAGAAAGUGAAGAAGCAGAGUCAGAAGAAAACACCUAUUCACGAUGAAUUUUGAAGAAGUCUAGCCAGUUGGUGCCAUUGGGGAUGCUCAAAGCUCGUUUCUUUUAACGAAUAACCUGGCUAAAUGAUAGUUAGCUAAUUAAUGUAUUUUCUAUGAUGAGUUGGUCGUUGUUGAAUAUUUGCCGAUAGUAUGUGGAGUGGGGGACUGGGGAAGCCUUUAUACGGCAAUGGGCUGAUUUUUUGAAUGUGGACCAAAAACGGUCUUCGUAGGUUGUUGAUUAUGUCUUGUGAUCAAAAAAUCUGUUUUCCAUCCAAUGAAUGAUACAUUAACGUAGGGUCAACAACAGUCAACUUUGUCUCCUGUUACUUUCAACAAAAUUUUGAAGGACUGGACACUUUCUUUUUGCUGACGUAUUUGACCCAAGAACGUUACACAUACAGCAUUAUCAUAUACACGAAGUUUUGUUGAUAUUAUUUAUAGAGUUAGAUAUUGAAACAAUAAACAAAUACAUGUAAAAAAUAA
Xenia sp. Carnegie-2017 is the source of this 2956-nucleotide messenger RNA. RefSeq names its product dnaJ homolog subfamily C member 10-like. The record is from RefSeq and is a predicted model, not a curated record. The coding region runs from base 140 to 2488 and encodes 782 amino acids. Lineage: Eukaryota; Metazoa; Cnidaria; Anthozoa; Malacalcyonacea; Xeniidae. The transcript has 21 exons.